UGACGUCGGGUUUGUUUAUCCCUUUGGCAAAUCUCCCACUGGAACUUUCGCUGGAGUUUAUGAACAUUCUUCGGUGACGCAAGCGCCCAGAAUAGAUGCAACUGUAUAUGAAGUCCAGCUUGGCUCAGUCCAACGUCAUGCCAGCAAUGGAGUCUCAAGUGCGAAGCAAAUUUGACUCGGAAGUAUGCAGAGACGGAAUUGUUGAUGGCGUGAUCCUCGGAGGGUAAGGAGUUCGAUGCGCGGAAACCAGAACCAGUCCUCGCGUGUGGCCGUGAAAAGCAAGGAUGGCGAACCUACACGGGAGCUUGAAUGAACGAAGUUGAAACUUCAUCGUCUUCCUUUCCUCUAAAAAAAAGUCCUUGGGAGCUCCUGGGACGGAAAAAGGCUCGUCGACACAUGGGCACGGAAAACUGCGAACGAUUUGAGAAAGCUCUCGUGGCCGUUGUGGCCCCUGUCUCCUCUCGGAGCGUGUGGGAACUCUCCCUCCAUUUCGGUGCACGGUACCAAAAUGCAGUUGUAGAGACGAUCGGCAGAUCCUUUGGUGCCGUACGGUAGUAGUUACGGUACUCCCAGGGUUUCGAAGGUUGAACGUGGUGUGGUGUGGUGUGCCGGGGCUACUGAUGGUUAGGACAUGUGCGGUGUUAAUGUUGGGACGGUUUUACGCUGCUUCGGGCUUUGAGGUUGAGAUGGAAGGACUCAGAAUGGAACCGUUCCUUUGGUUUUGAGCGUGGAUGUGCGGUUUUGUCUCGAAAAUGUGGCACUUGAAGUGUGUCUGGUUCGGUGAAGACGACCAAGGGGAAUGAGUGAGUGCUGAAUUUGCACGAGGUUCGUAAGAAAGUGAGUGGAAGGUGAGAUUAAGGCGUGAAGGCCGGUUCUUAGGCUUGGUGUGCUCUUAAAUGAGCAUUAUUGAAGGUGCUCAGUAUCUGAGGGACAGCUGGUGGAUGGAAUUGGCGUUACGUAGGUUCAUUUCCUGCUUCGUGUUGCGUUAGUAUGUGCUGAAUUUGCAGCUGAAGUUAGUGCUGGAUUUCGCUGACUGUCGGGUCGUUUAGACAAUGAUUAAUAAAUGCUUAGGGAAGAAGUGGUAGACUUGGGCGUUUUUUUGAGCUGGUUAGCUGCCGUUUCAACUUGCUUGCUGUGAGCACUCAAGGACUCCAGGUGUUUCUUGAAAGCAAGCUAAGUAUAUCGAAAACUCGUAAUGCUGGAAUGCUCGUCGCGCAGCUCCUGGUGCUUUUGCAAGCAAUAAUUCUUCACUGCUCUCCAAAGGGGUCUUUUGUGACCUUCUGUCAGGGAAUGGUAAGGGUGCAUGUUCGCAGCUUCAAGCGACUCCGUACAUACACUGCAUAGAACUCAUCUUGAUUGCGGCAGUUUUCUGUGAGGCCCUCCAGGACUGUAUUGGUUCAAGUCAUUCCGUUCUUGCGAAGCUGGUAAUGCCUACAUGAUUGGUUUACUCCGCUUGCCCACGAGGAGUAAAGAGAGAACGAGAGGGAUUUAUUGAACAGGUACAUCGAGGUCCGUCAGAAGGUGACUUAGGCGGGUGCUUAUCUCAAAUAUAUUUGGUUUGAUGACUCUAAGUUGUGGUACUGAGAGAAAAAUUGACUGCAAGUCGUGGUUGGUGCUCCAGCAAUGCAAAUAGACUUGAAAAUGAAUAACUUCUGAUUAGCGGUGUAUCCGUCGUACCGAGAAGCCGAACUCCGACAGCAGUACUAUAGACCGCCACAGGCUCUUUUUUCUUUGUAAAAGCCAAUUAUUAAAUCUUGUUCGAGUUGGCCAAAUAUAGGUUACUGACCUCAACAGUACUUCGCUCUUGCAAAGUCUAAGCAGGUGCUCAGUUGGAGUCACAUACAUGAUCGCUUUAGCGAACAAUGUUUGAGUCCGCCCUCUGUGUCAUAUAUUGGAUGUAGGUAUACAGGGUGCAGCAAUGUCUGCACUGGGAGAAGUUACGAAGGAAGAAGAGGCAGAUGAGAUUUAUGAACUCAGUUCCAGCAGUACCAACAGUGAUGAUCUUAGAGAAGAGGAGGAACUGGUUAAAAGAGUCAGUCCGCAAGGAAGCCCUUGGAGUGAAGGAUUUUCGCAUAAGAAGCAGAAAGUAGAGCCUGUGAAUGUUUUGCGAUUGAAUUCAUGGAGAUACGAAGACUUGAAGAAUGAAGCGCUUGGGGAUUUAGGCCUUGAUCAUGAAGCGAAGGUCGAUUCGUUGGUUGCACUACCUUUCUUCCCUCAACCCUCUCCCGAUGAGUCUGCGCGGAAGCAGACCGAGUCUCGAGCUGCCUGCAAGCAGUUUUGGAAAGCUGGGGACUAUGACGGUCAGCCUGCUAUUGUCAUGCAACAAGCAGGUGCAAUUGAUCACGUUCGGGUUCACCCAAAGUUCCUGCACUCCAAUGCAACCAGUCACAGAUGGGUGCUUGGGGCUGUUGCUGAACUAGUGGACAACGCUGUGGAUGAGGUUAUGAAUGGCGCAACAUUUGUGAAUGUAGACGUGUCCUUACACCCGAGGAAUCGCUCUCCUAUGCUUGUCAUUCAAGAUGAUGGCGGUGGAAUGACUCCCGACCGAAUGCGUCAAUGCAUGUCUCUUGGAUACUCCUCAAAGAGCAAAAGUGAUAACAGUAUCGGCCAAUAUGGAAAUGGUUUCAAGACGAGUACUAUGCGUCUUGCCGCUGAUGUGAUUGUCUUUUCUCGAUCUCGUGCUUCCAAUGGACACAGAGCUACUCAGAGUAUUGGUAUGCUAUCUUUUACUUUUUUAAGACAAAGUGGUCAUGACGACAUUAUUGUUCCAAUGAUCGAUUAUGAAGUCGGAGACGGCGAGGUGUGGAAAAUAAUGAGGACAUCUUUGAAGGACUGGACCCACAAUCUGGAAACAAUUCAGACCUGGUCUCCUUACAACACUGAGGAAGAACUAUUUGAUCAGUUUACAGGAAUGAUGGACCAUGGUACAAGGAUUGUUUUGUACAAUUUGUGGGAGGACGAUCAAGGUCAACUCGAGCUAGAUUUCGAUACAGAUCCCAAUGAUAUUCAAAUCAGAGGAGCUAAUCGUGACGAGAAGAAAAUUCAAAUGGCUCAGCGAUUUCCAAACUCCAGCCAUUUCCUCACUUAUCGUUACUCCUUGCGGAGUUAUGUCUCCAUUUUGUACUUGAAGUUGCCUCCCAAAUUUAGAAUCAUUCUACGGGGACAAGAAGUUCAACACCACAGCCUUGUAGACGACUUGAUGUUUACUCAAGAACUCACAUACAGGCCACAAAGUGGGGCUGAACAUGUUACGAAAGAAACCGAUAUGUUGGCAGUUGUGACCAUUGGGUUUGUAAAGGAUGCCAAGGAUCAUGUAAACAUACAAGGUUUCAACGUUUACCACAAAAACCGGCUAAUUAAGCCAUUUUGGAAGAUUUGGAAUUGCACUGGUAGCGAUGGGCGGGGCAUUAUAGGAGUGCUAGAGGCCAACUUUGUGGAACCUGCUCAUGAUAAACAAGGCUUUGAGCGCACUACAGUGCUGUCGCGACUAGAGUCACGCUUGUUGCAGAUGCAGAAGAACUAUUGGGCAAAUAAUUGUCAUAAAGUAGGCUAUGUAAGCAAAAGGAGUAAGAAGAGUAUUCCACCUGCCCCUCUGUCUGGAGAUAUUAUCAUGAAUAGGGGACAGGGGUCAACAAUGUCAUCUCCAAUUUCAGACCCUUAUGCAGAACUUCGUCUCUCUUUGCCUACCAACACAUUAAGUGAAUGCCGGAGAGGAGGAGGAAUUUUGCGGACUUAUGGAGAGGGAACAUCAGGAAGGCUACGGCUUGAAAUUGAACCUGCCGCCGCAGUAUCUAGAAGUGGAUCGCUUACCAAUGGCAUUUUUGUUGCGAAGGUUAACGACUCUGUUCCGAAGGAUAGCCGGAAAUCAUUGGAAGAUCUUGGAAGAAUGUUUGUAAGGAGGGCUGCUGCUGCAGAGGUUUCCCAUCCUCCACAGGAACAGCAGCGUCCAGCAAACUCGAAUAGUCAUAGAGCAUCAAUGGAACUUGAGAUACUGAAGCAGCUCAAAGAUGAAAAUGAUCAAAUUCGAGGAAGAUGUCAAAGGUUGGAGGAGGCAAGUGAGCAGAGUCUCAUGUUUGAAGUUGAUCGAAAUCGUAAAUUAGAGGCUCAGCUUCUGGAUCUAGAGCAACAGCAAGCGGUUUAUAGGCGCAAUUUAGAGAAAUGUGUUCGAGAACGGGAUAGUCUGCAUAUUGCAUUGGAGGAGGAGCGACAGAUUCGAGAACAUGAUGAUGAAAAAAUGAGAAAGAAACUUAAGGUAGCACUCCUACGUGUGCGAGAGCUGGAAUCUGAAAACCACCGCUUGCGUUUCUCAAGCCGGGUAGGGUUUAGCUUGAUCUUGCCUCCACCUCUUACCACCAUUGCAAAAAUGGAUGUCUGAUCGGGGUGAGCAGAAGUUUUGUUUUGUUUAAACCCAGUUUAAACAUUCUUACAUGAGGUUUGCAACUCUGAAUCACUAAAUCUUUGAUCAGGGAAGCUGUGCUAUUUUACUCCUUUUCUCAAUCUCAGGCUGUAGAUUUCAUGGUCAUAUUUUUACAUGUGCAUUUCUUUGGGAAGAGUUAGUUUCUUGCACAAUUCAAAGUCCAGCGUAUAUAGCAAUUUUUCCAGAAGCUUGUGGAGUGGAAACUUACUUGUAUCCAGUUUUUUGUCACUGGUUCUUUUGAUGAGUAAGUUCUACAAAUCUACAGUCGACUGAAACACAGAAUCAGGUUAUCAAACCAGGUUAUUAAUUUUUUUAAUUCA
This is a messenger RNA of Physcomitrium patens, 4737 nucleotides long. Lineage: Eukaryota; Viridiplantae; Streptophyta; Bryopsida; Funariales; Funariaceae. The record is from RefSeq and is a predicted model, not a curated record.